AGAAAGACUUUUGAGACUUCGUGUUUGUGUCUGUCCUUUCGUGUUCCCUGGUCUCGGGGGUUUUACAUUAUGCAUAUAUAACAUAUUGCCAACUUAGGAUGAGACCAGCGUAAAACCGCUUUUUCAAACUUUUUUUUUUCAUUCUUAUAUUGUAAUAUGAUAUGCCAUGUUUAAAAACACGACAUCACUACUUAACCACUGAAAUUCACGGGCUUUCGAUGCCUGUCCAAUUCGUUUUAGCGAACGAAAGCCACAUUAUAGCGGCCGUAGGCUUAACAGGGAGGACACUACGGAGCAGCACAUAUAUGUUGGUUAAUUUCUUAUCAGGCUAGUCCAAGUUCGGUAUUUGCAUUCCGUAUGUCCCGGGUAGUCUAAGUUCGGCGAUGGCAGUUUUCCGCGCGCGACUGUAUACAUCUUAUAAUCAGAUGACAUUUAUUUACAGUAGUUUAUUUUGCAACGGGGAUUUCGAUCACUUCACUUCGAGGUACGCCCACCACAAUCACCUUUCCCAGGAAGCCCCUAACAACAAUCAAGGUCACACCUGCCCGUCGUAAUGGCGUCGUCCGCGGGUGCUUGGGGACAGACGACGCCCUGGCUGUCUUCGGAGUCUUCUCAACGCCUCAAAGACAUCUCACUGUGGUCCCUAGCGUCGUGGCUGUUACUGGUGUCCCUCCUCACGCCGUUAGUGUUGUCAUGUCUCAGGUGGUUCCGUACAUGGAGGAUUUUACGUGCGUUUCCCGGCCCCGGCGGACCUCUCACGUUCUGUUGGACGAUAUACCGGUUUUGUACGUCUCAUCCCGAGUUGGAUUUCAACGUGGGAAUGAUGAACCUUUUUUACGGCCUAUCUCGGACGUACCGCGAGGAGAAGGUCUUCAACAUCUAUAUCGGCCCGAAGCCGCAUAUCUACGUCUAUUCGCCUGAAGGUGUGCAGACUGUACUGUCGCAAUCCAAAAAUAUGGACAAGACCUACGUCUACAGCCUCCUGAAAGAGUGGAUGGGCAACGGUCUGAUUAUGAGUCCUGGACGCAUCUGGAAGCCACGACGUCGUCUGAUCACACCCGCAUUUCACUUUCGCAUCAUGGAAGAUGCGCUCGGCCCUAUCAACGCAGUGGCCAAGGGUCUCACAGCUACACUGAGUCAGUUAUCCACCGAGGAAGGACUAGUCAACGAUCUGGUACCUCAGGUGCAGCGCUGUUCAUUGCGCGUGAUUUGUGAAGCCGCCAUGGGAGUGGACAUUGAGACGCUGCCAGGUUCGAGACGCUACGUGAAAGCGGUAGUUGAAGUCAGCGAGUCCUUCACGCAGCGGUUUGUGCGCCCAUGGCUAUGGAACCCGUGGUUCUAUUUCUGGUGCACCAGCCAAGGACGCCGGGAACGGCGCAAUACGGCCUCUAUACGAAAGUUCUCUCUUCAGGCAAUUGAAACACGUAAAAGGGCACUACUGAAGGAAAGAUCGGUGCGGAAGAACGAGAAUGGACUAACGGAACCGAAGAAAGGCCGACAGUGCUUCAUGGAUAUAUUGUUGGACAUGCAUCUUCGUUCGGAUGAGAAUGGAGAUACUCAGGGCAAGCUAUCACUAGAGGAUAUCAGGGAAGAAGUGGACACGUUCAUGUUUGCGGGUCACGACACGACGACGUCUGGCAUCUCGUUCUGUCUCUUCCUGCUGGGCCAUUCGCCCGACGUUCAGCAGAAACUUUACGAGGAACUGGAAUCUGUCUUUCAAGGCUCAGACCGCCCGGUGACGCUGGAGGACAUCAAGGAACUGCAGUAUUUAGACUGCGUUAUUAGGGAAAGUAUGCGACUUUACCCGCCGGUUCCUGUGAUUGGACGAACCAUUACGGAGGAGGUCAAGAUAGAAGGCCGUGUGGUGCCAGCAGGGUGUGAGGUGUUGCUGUUCUUGCUAGCUUUGCAUCAGGACCGAACAAUGUUCCCAGAGCCCGAAAAAUUCAACCCGGACAGGUUCCUGCCUCAGAACGCGAAAUCGCUGCACCCGUUUGCCUUUGUGCCUUUCUCAGCUGGACAGCGAAACUGCAUAGGCCAGCGGCUGGCACAGAUCGAGAUGAAAGUUGUGCUGGCCACAAUUGUACGAGAGUGUCACGUGACCUCUCUGGAUGCACGAGAUAAGCUUCAACUGGCAGUUGAACUCGUGCUACGAUCCAAGACGCCGCUACGGCUACGGUUUCAGCCCAGAAGACGAUGACGUAAAACGCAGCUCCUGAAUAUGUCUGACUGUGUUGUGUCGUGGCAGUCCGAAUCACGGGUGUGGACAUGCAAACUUAUCUUGGACACCGCGUCGGCCAUGCUCGAUAUGUGGGGACUUGUGAUGGCCACGGCUGGAGUCCCACGACUAGUAAUAAUAAACUAAAUGGGUAGUCAUCGAGGAAAUGAAUGCCAUAAGCAGGAAUGUAGUAUCAAAAGAGAAUAUAUAGGCAAGUUUUUGUUA
Molecule: messenger RNA, 2440 nt
Organism: Ornithodoros turicata
Lineage: Eukaryota; Metazoa; Arthropoda; Arachnida; Ixodida; Argasidae
Product: cytochrome P450 4C1-like
Exons: 12
Coding region: 554-2197 (547 amino acids)
Molecular function (GO): monooxygenase activity; oxidoreductase activity, acting on paired donors, with incorporation or reduction of molecular oxygen; heme binding
Source: RefSeq, a predicted model, not a curated record